GGCAAAACACUGCUGCAAACAGAGCUCUUCCCACGUUUCUCCUGAUAGUGAUGCAAAGACCUGGAGCUUUGUGUCUCACUUCAUGGAUAACAGGAACUGGAGUUCUGUGUUUAAGCUUCUUGCAGCAGACUCUGCGUUGGACUGUGAGCUUGGCGAGAGGUGCAUCAGGCAAAGUGAUGAAAACUUUAGCAGCUGGUAUGUGUGGUUCCUGAUGUUGUUUUUCCUGGCCUUGCUCCUGUCCUGCGGCAUAUGCUGCUGCCUGCAGUGCUGGCUGAAACGGCGGAGCUGCCUUCCCCACCGGCGCACCCUGGCUGUCUUCGCACUCAGCAGUUCAGAUGCCUUUUGUGCAAGUGAAGCACCUCAGUGUCUGUUCUCUGGAUCUCUGAACCCCUGCAUGACCACGGAGAUGUCCUCUUCUUCUGCCCCACAGUUCAGCCUUGGGGAAACUGAGUUGCCUCCAUCCUAUGAGGAUAUUAUGAAGGAAAAUAAUAUGAAGGAGCUCUAGACACCACAUGCUUGCUUUCUGUGAUUCCACUUAUUUCAUCUGAGAUCUUCUGUUAUGCUAUAGUAGUUUGAGAUCAAAUCAGCCCUUUCCGCAGGCUGGCCGAGAGACUGAAAGGCAGCACAUACUUCUUCUAAACCUAAAACGUAAGACUAAAUGCAACAGAAUAAAUGCCAAAACAUGUGUUGAAUUUGUCACAGGAGCUCAACCUGACAUUUUGAUAGGGCUCUGGGUUUCAUGAAGCUCCCUCAAAGUUUUGUCUGCACUCAGGGUUUCUGUCUCAGCCUCCAGAUUUAUCUCUGUAAGGUUGCUUGAGCUGGUGCAAACCUGUGCAGUUUAGGACCGAAUGUUGAUAAAUGUCUUGAUAGUUCCUUCUCAGACUUGGGCUGCCUCUUUCAUUUGGCAUGGUGCCAACAAACACCCUCUGGCAAAGUCAUGUUGUUCUAAUACAUUGUAAUGUAAUCAUGCCACUCUGUGAUGAAGGAUCAUUUGCCACAUUUAAAAUAUUUAGCACAACAUAUCAGAUUUGCCUAGUGUGAAAAGCAGCAAAUUUAUAGCCAGGGAAGGGAAAACAAGAGAUAGGGAUUAUGGAGGGAGCAUCAGAAGCAUGAGGUGGUUACAGAUCACAGAAAAAAAAGUGAGUUUGCUCAUUUGAACUGUUCUUAAUUUCAUAGUGACUGUCUCCAGCUACUCUUGCCCUAGAACUGCAGACCUGCAGGGUUUAAAUUGCCCAGGACCCACAUGGCAGUUCCCCACAGACAUGAAUUAUGGAGUUAGGUAUUUGGUGCUUAGCUACAGAAAUUUAUUGGGAUAAAGAAUGUAAUUUUCUUUGAGAUGACCACUGCAGGAUGGGUGGAAAGAGAUUUCAAGAAGCCAUCCAGACUGCCUUAUGCUCAAGAAGGAUCAGCACUUCAUAAGCCAUUCCUAGGAGGUAUUAGCCUACCCAGUUCUUAAAUUACUGGGGAAAGAUGCUGAAUUUCCCCCUGAACUGGAUUCCAGAUGAAAGCAAAGAUUUCAUUCAUCAUGGACAGGUCACUGAAAGCUGGAUUCAGCCUGCCUGACCUCUCCACCUCUGAUCUGAUCUCUCAAUGGCAAGGGCUGGAGGCGGCACUCAGAUCCCUCUUGGUAUAGAAGGUAAAUGUCACACCCAAUACCAUGCACCCCAUGCCUGUAGAGCAUGGGCUCACAGUCAAAGUGGGCAGCUGAGUCCCUGUUAGGUACCACACAAGAUUAAUGGAAGCCUGCCUUGUGGAGCAGCUCACCGCCUGUAGAGUGUGGUUAGCACCAGUUCCCCUGCUCAGGAAGGAAACUGGGAAGAUAAAUCCACUAAAGGUUAUCACAUAUUUUCAUAAUGAGGCUAUAUAAGUACCUUCACUAGAUAAGGAAUUACAGCGUAUUUUGAGAGAGAAAUUCUCUGCCAGCACCACCGCAAAUUAUCUCUGUAAAAUCUUAUUUUAGAGACAGCUUUACUGUUUGACUGUUGUGUGAAAGGAAAUGAAUGUUACUGUAGCAAACUGAAUGUUUGUGCCAGCAGGCUAAAAUAUUACAGGAUAUAUUAAUAAGGAAAAUUAACACGUACAGACUCAGCCAGCAGAGAAGCUAAACAAUUCUUGAGUGUCCUUUCGCUGGCUGAGCUUACUAGGAAUUGCAGGUAAUCAGCACCUCUCAGGACCAGACCUUUUACAUACGUAAGUGCUUCUGCUACUCAACCCCUUCAAUUUAUGCCCUGAAGCAUGAGAUUUGAUUAUGUUUGUCACUUCAGCUUGCAUAGCCUUCCUACUGGGCAUUAAAUCAGCCAUCGCUUCCUUCCCUCCUAUACACUGCAUUUGCCUCAGUGACCCCCUUGGUGGAAGUUAACUCCACAGGUUGUCUGCAUUAUAUGCUGCAUAAAACAUUACCGUCUCCCGCUUAUUAAUUGCUUGGUUCUAAAUAAAUUGCUGCCUGUAAUUUCA
Messenger RNA from Neopsephotus bourkii (Bourke's parrot), 2454 nucleotides. It is a transcript of the gene TMEM207, whose product is annotated as transmembrane protein 207. The record is from RefSeq and is a predicted model, not a curated record. The transcript has 5 exons. The coding region runs from base 83 to 505 and encodes 140 amino acids. Lineage: Eukaryota; Metazoa; Chordata; Aves; Psittaciformes; Psittacidae.